Molecule: messenger RNA, 865 nt
Organism: Setaria italica (foxtail millet)
Lineage: Eukaryota; Viridiplantae; Streptophyta; Magnoliopsida; Poales; Poaceae
Exons: 5
Coding region: 175-636 (153 amino acids)
Source: RefSeq, a predicted model, not a curated record
GAGCCUCGUGAUACUGCCAAAUCUGCCCCACAACCUCUCACCCCCUCGCCCGCAGGUUCUCGCGCCCUUCUUUGCCCCACAACCUUUCCCACCUCGCCGCAGGUUCUCGCGCCCGUCCUUGCACAUCUAGAUUUGCUCGAGGACAAUCGACUGACCGGCCGCCGGAGGGCAACGAUGCCACCGAUGGUGAUCAACGGCGUUACGGUGGAGGACAAGGACGUCCUCGUCGUCGUCCACCAAGAAGGAGGAGGAGAAAGGAAGCCGAGGUCGAGCCGAUGCAGCGGCGUUGCUCAACGCAAGAUCGAGACGAGCUUCAAGUACUACAACAACGUGAUUUUCGAAGCAAAAGACAUGCACAACCUGCUGGAUUACUUUGGUGGCCUGUGGACAGAGGGUGCCCAAUACAAAAUCUCUCGAGUUAAGAAGCGGUAUGCGUAUGCCUUAGCAUAUAGAGGGGAGCUCAUGGAUGCACUCAAACAUGUAAAUCGGUAUCUUGGAGGAAAUAUCUCAUUCAUCAGCGAUGACUUUGAAAGCUUCGAGGGUUUGCAUGCUGGAGCUGCACUUACUGAUGAAAAAAGACUUACCGGUCACUCUGGCCGGUGCUUCGUUGUGAAACUUACUAGGUUCUCUACCUGAGCAGGCAAGCUAAAGAUGACGUUGACGAGGCUGAAGGUGCAGCAUGCUUUCGGGGGGUUUUCUGGUGUUCUGAUGGCAUGUGUCUUCACCGAUGUCCGUGGGAAGAUGCAAGCAUAGAAAAGGCGUGAAGUGUAAAUGUUGCGAGUCCUGCGUGGCUGUUUAUCCCAUUUGCUGUAUCUGAACUGAACAUCAUCUAUUGCAAUUCUAUCGACUGAAUUGAGCUCUUCAA